AUGACGAUACUCACUCGCGCCACCGCGACUCUUUCGUCGCAGUUGUUUUCCACUGCUGUUCAACGUAAUGCAUCAACAGCUCGCUUUUUUCAUUCUUCCCCGCUGAGGACAGCUGUUGCCCAUCCUAUUACAGCUCAUGGGCCUCCCCCAAAAGCUCCUGCACCGGCGGCAGAAUUUGGGGAGCAGCAACAGCAACAGCAACAAGCAGCAGAGGAAGAAGCGAAAGUUGCCGAAAUUGAAAAAGAGACACCAGCGCGACCACCGAAACCUUCUGCUCUCAGGAAACGGUUUUGGAAAAAUGUCGAUGUUAAAAAGAAGCCGGAGGAAUAUCAAGUUUUGCUUGAUACCAGACCUAUCCGGACGCCGACCAAGGAUAUUCUCUCAAUCCCGCCAACUAAGCCUCAUCUGGCACACGCAAUUGCUCUGGAGUGGGAUGUAAUGACUUCAGCCCAACAAGCCCUGAAGCACCAUAUGAUCCCGUUGACUUCGUUGACUGCACGGGGAGCGGACAUUGCUCGGGAAGAUGCGCAAGGCCAGACAACCACCAGGGAACAAAUUGUGAGAACUACCAUGCGAUAUCUAGACACCGAUACAUUGCUUUGCUGGGUGCCGGAAAAAAACCCGUACUCGCCACCAGAGGUGGAUGAGCAGGGCGAGAAGAAGGAGAGUCUCCGUGAUGUCCAGGAACGAGUGGCCAAGGACGUUAUUGCGUAUCUGAGCACCAAGGUCUGGCCAGGGAUUGAAAUCAAACCCAUCCUGGAUGAGAGCAGCAUCAUCCCGGCUUCUCAACCGCAAGCCACGAAAGACAUUAUAAAAACAUGGAUCUACAACCUUCAGGCUUAUGAUCUGGCCGGCUUCGAGCGAGGAGUACUCGGUUCAAAGAGUUUACUCAUCGCCGCAAGAUUGGUGGCUGAAUGGAGCGAGAACUUCCGCCACGCACAGAACGUGGAGCAAAAAAGGUUUGGUAUCGAGGAGGCCGCUGAAGCAUCGACCUUGGAAGUUAGGUGGCAGACUGACAUGUGGGGUGAGGUAGAAGAUACCCACGAUGUUGACAAGGAGGACGUUAAGAGGCAGUUGGGCAGUGUGAUUGUCUUGGUCAGUGGAGAGACUCGAUAA
Molecule: messenger RNA, 1116 nt
Organism: Aspergillus ruber CBS 135680
Lineage: Eukaryota; Fungi; Ascomycota; Eurotiomycetes; Eurotiales; Aspergillaceae
Product: ATP synthase complex assembly protein ATP12
Exons: 2
Coding region: 1-1116 (371 amino acids)
Biological process (GO): mitochondrial proton-transporting ATP synthase complex assembly
Cellular component (GO): mitochondrion
Source: RefSeq, a predicted model, not a curated record